AUGAGUAUGAGUAUCGGGAUUGCUGGAAAUCAAACGAGACAUCGUAUACCACUGCCCAGAGCAGCGUAUUAUGUGCCUUCAAGUGACGUCGUUACAACUAUCGUGCUGCCAACAAUUUUUUUCUGCAUCGCAAUGGUCGUCGCAAUGAUCGUUGGAAUUCACAAGUGCAAGCAGUGGGAAUUGGAUAAAAUCGUCGAAAUGAGACGCACACGUCGUGUUGUGCAGAGGAUCACGGCACAAGCCCGAAGUAUGCGACAGCGAAAAAGAGCACUGCGGAAGACCAGCUCAAGUGGUCAGAUGAGCGAUUCCAUAAUAAUCGGCACUACUGCUCCACCAACUUACUCGAUAAAUCCGCCUGCCCAGUAUGGAGCCUCACCCCCACCCAGCUAUGAAGAUGCUCUUCUUGAUGAAUUCUUCAGUGAAUGCCGACCGUCAAGAUAUUAG
Gongylonema pulchrum is the source of this 444-nucleotide messenger RNA. The record is from the annotation of a GenBank genome assembly. NCBI's taxonomy places the organism in Eukaryota, Metazoa, Nematoda, Chromadorea, Rhabditida, Gongylonematidae.